Messenger RNA from Exophiala spinifera, 1590 nucleotides. RefSeq lists its product as uncharacterized. Bases 1 to 1590 code for a protein of 529 amino acids. The record is from RefSeq and is a predicted model, not a curated record. The transcript has 4 exons. Lineage: Eukaryota; Fungi; Ascomycota; Eurotiomycetes; Chaetothyriales; Herpotrichiellaceae.
AUGGCUUGCUCUAAGGCGGCCGGUCCUGGCACCUACACCUGCAGUGCAAACCCCGAAUUGGAAAUGUCAGUGACACUCAACACGAACUUCCCUAUGGACCACAAGUGCUCUGGUGAGGAGAGAUGUGGCUCGUCGUCCCAAUCUGCCUUGCAUACCAUUCAUGAGAAGCACUGCGUCGAGAAGAACAUCAAGCUGGCAAAGUUCACAACCCUCGAGGAAUAUCUCAACAAGCCAUUGCCGCUCGAGGACUACCUGAACAAACCACUUCCACCUACACCGAAUCAACCAUCCGUCGACCUGUCGCGUGUAGCCAGCCAGUAUGGUGAGAUCCUUUGGGCUGAUGCUGAUGCUGACGCCCGAGACCUUGUCAAGACUGUCUAUGAACAAUCCCAUGUCCAACCUUUCAAUGGUGACUUCCAAUCACAAGCUCCCACCUAUCCAUCUCUGAGAAACUUGAGAGAUUCGGAACAGCUCCCGAACUAUGCCCUCCACGGCCUGGUCGAUCCGCUGAAUGAGCAGUCUAUUCCGAAGAAGCGAGCAGUCCUCUCACCAGAAUCAACCAAACCCAAGCUUCGUUCGGCAGAUCAUGCAUUCCUCACCAAUUCAGCUGACCUGUAUGGUUCACACAACCCCGCCAAGUAUGUGGUUUCGAAUGUGGAUAGCUUCGAGAUCUACUUCGUCCAAACCGAACGUUUGAAACGCAAAGCACCCUCGCCGAUUGAGACGAAGUCCUUCAUUGGUUUCUCUGACUCAAAUGUCUUCGCAUGCAGCCCUGUCCCAUUCAAGCAGCUCCGUGAUGACCGACAAGACGCGAUGGAGGUCGUGCUGAGUCCAACAACAGCUUCUUUGGAUCUUCUUCCGCCUUUGGCUCCGGUUCCAGCUCGACUUCCUUCUAUCCACACUAUGGCUCCAGCUCCAGUUCCUAUUGACCAAACUUUGGCUCCUGCUCGACCUACUGUCCAAGCUAUGGGUCCUGCUCGACUUCCUUCUAUCCACACUAUGGCUCCAGCUCAAGUUCCUGUUGGCCAAACUAUGGUUCCAUUGCUUCCAAUCAUCGGUCCAGGCACUGUCGAUCCAGACUCUCCUUACCAGAAUGAAUUUCUCCGUCCUCGAGGCUGGCCUGGUCAGUUUGAAAGCUACGAGGUCGGACAUAUCAAUCGUCGUGCUGCUCAAGCCACGUCACCCGAGACCCAGACCUUUGGCAACCCAGACCACCCCAAUGGUGAAUUUACUCAUAUCAACUUCUGGGUCGACCCUAUUGAGCACAAAGACUACGACCAAGAACGUCUCAAGUCGGUCCGCGUCCGCAAGGUCGCCUUCAGUCAUGCCGACUAUGAAACCGACAACGCAUUGGAGAUGGAGCGCUCUGCUGCGGAGGAGGCCCUGCGCCGCCAGGCUUGCCGCGAGUGCGCCGCAGCGCGUCUUGAGGGCGUGUCUGUUGGUCACCAUCGCUAUUACACAGGCAAGAUGAGCCUCGGGGAGUACAUGAUGCACAAGAUGUGCAUCUGCUGGGACGACUGCUGGUGCAACAAAUUGUGCACCAUAUAUGCCGACGUCGUCUGUCCUUGCCACCGUUUCAUCCUCUUGUGA